Molecule: messenger RNA, 1664 nt
Organism: Exaiptasia diaphana
Lineage: Eukaryota; Metazoa; Cnidaria; Anthozoa; Actiniaria; Aiptasiidae
Product: protein BTN1-like
Exons: 2
Coding region: 1-1269 (422 amino acids)
Biological process (GO): regulation of intracellular pH
Cellular component (GO): vacuole; membrane
Source: RefSeq, a predicted model, not a curated record
AUGGCGGAUAACAAAAGCUUAAAUACGUCUCAAAAAUUAGAGGUCGAGAGCACRAGCAUAAAUGUGUCCUUUUUUAUCUACUCAACAAUGCUCUGUGUGGUUUUGAGUGUGUUUAUGAUCGGAGCUCAGGACAUUCUAGAAGGAACUACCAUUCCAACCUCGACAGUUUUGCUAGCAGACAUCGGUCCUUGUUCAGUGGCACCUCUUAUACUCCCKUUCUUUAUCAACAGAAUCCCGUACAUUGUGCGUGUUGUUCUCUUCGUUGUGGGGCAUUUUACCGCUUUCAUGAUUUUAGGUCUUGCGGAGAACGUAAGCAUUAAGAUCUUUGCUGUUUCGCUUGCGACUUUCUCCACUGGGAUUGGUGACAUAAGUCUUCUUUCACUCACUACUUACUUUAGGCCAACGGUGUUGUCUUGGUAUUCAACUGGAAGCGGUGUUGGUUUGAUUCUUGCCCCGCUCUACUAUACAGGCAUCACUUUCCUCACCUUGGGGCCGUGUUCCUUGAUAUAUCUGGUAUGCUAUUACUUCAUCCACAAAGAGAUGACCAAAAAAGAGAGAGAAUCAGUAGAAAUCACGGCAGUCGAKAKUKAACAGAAUGCUUCGGGGAACAAAAAGGAAGACUUUUCAGAAGAUCAAAAAGAAAAAAAGGUGCCCAUUAAUAAAGAUCCUCUUUCCUGCAAUGAAAAACUUUCCGCGGUUAUGAAAAUGACUCGUUUGGUUUGCGGUGCUUCAAUUGUCAGCUUCUUUGCUGAGUACACGUUCUUCGACUCGGUCAUAACAACUAUUGCUUAUCCACGUUCGCCAUUCCCACCACGUGACCAUUACCAGUACUACUCGCUCGCKUUGAUGGUYGGAGAAGUCCUGGGUCGGUCAAAUCGAAGCAUCCUGGAAAUUGUCAAACCCAAUUGGCUGUUUUCUCCAASUCCUUUACUCUUGUGGYUYCUUGCUUUUCUAGAUGUUUUACAUUUGAUAUUCUUUUUCUUUGAGUCUUGGUAUCGUUUCCUUCCUGGAGUUGGGAUUCCAGUUUUACUGUGUUUCACAGGAGGUUUUUUUGCUGGUAUUGUCUUUACAAGUGUCAUGGAGCUUGUGCGCGAGUCAUUUGAUGCGAAGGAAAGAGAAUUUAUACUGGCAGUCGCCUUACUUCCUACAAAUCUUGGGAUUUUGUCAGCUUCUAUAGCUGGAAUCUAUAUUGAACCUCAAUUGAAAGAACACUGUUUAUCAACUUUAACUGUCAAAGCUUACUGCUUUACAAGACAUUCAAAUUUAUAAUUAUUGCAAGUUUGUGGACUGUACGUUUUGUGUGGUCGACCUCACUAUUUCGAACGAGAACGCUACACAACCGGAGACAAAACUCACAAAUGAACCAAUUUCAUGUUCAAGGCAGUCUUUCCCGUUGCUUUAACCUCCCCUCCCCUCCCUUGAUUCAGUGUUGCACCGGCUUCUUGCUAGGUGACGACCUGCAUCUUUUAUUGAGAACUACAAGCAUUAUUGGGAUAUUUUUUAGGGGGGAGAAGGCAAUGGCUUUAAUUAAUUUGUAGAAACAUCCUACAUAAAACACAGGGGGCAACACAUUAUGUCCGGCAUGGUAUGUUGAUCAGGUAACCCAAGCUCCUUUCUAUAGCUACUUAGUGCGCUUUCCAUUUGUCAGAACUGGCUGGCCAGAC